AUGUCUAGUCGCACGAAAAAAAUUUUGGAAUUGGCCAAACUAGCUCAUUCUAGCGAAAAUAAUACUGAAGAAAAUGAUUAUUCUCUUCAAGAAAUCAGUGAAAUUGAACUAUCAGGAAAUAUUCUUUUAAAGAAAGCCUUAUCUCCAGAAGAUAUUUCUAAUAUCAUCAGAGAAGUCGAGAAUGUCUUUGAUAACGAUAAUGCCAGCGAUAAUCCUGAUAAUAGUAUUAAUAGUGCUGAAAAUCACAAUCACAAUGAACAAUACCAUCCCGGAAUCGGAAAUAAUGAAACCAUACACGAGGUUAACGAAAUUGGAACACGACAACUAGAUGAAGCCUUAAGUUCAGAAGAUAUAAUUACUAUUAUCAAUGAAGCCGAGAUUGUCUUUGAUAUUAACGAAAAUCCAAGCGAUUGUCAUAAUAACAGUGCUGUUUUGUCAGACAUAACAAACGUGGUUAGUUGGCAAAAAGAAAAUCAAACUCACGAUAAACAAUCUCAUCUCGUAAAUUUAGCAUGCAAAGCUCAUAGACCAGAACAAACUGACGUUUAUGACAAUGAUGACUACAGCCCAGAAAGUGAAACAGACAGCGAAGAAAGUAUGGAAAUCGAUGAAGAUGAAAUACAGCUACAGGUCAAUGUUAUUGAAGAUGAAACUGAGAAUGAAAAUGGAACAGUGAAGAGAAAUGAAAAAAGAACAAAUAAGAGGUAUAUCAAUAAGCAAUUAAGAAUGGCGGGAAAGCGGUAUUUAGGGUUUAGAAAGCCACGGAAUCAAAGCAAUACGUUUCAUGAUACAACAAGAACAGAGAGAAAAUUAGGUGCCAGGUGCAGCUGUAAACAAAAAGCCAAAGAUCCGACAAGAAAAUGUUUCAAGGUGACGGAAGGAAUGCGCCAAGCUAUUUUUCAAAACUUUUGGUCUAACGUGACGUGGGAUCAACGAAAAGUGAACGUCAGUAAUACUGCUAAAGUGACUGAAAAGGCUAGACCAAAAGAAGCAGAAAGCUCUCGACGAAAUAUAACCAUCAAAUAUUUUUUGAUUUGUGGAAAUGAAGAAGUACCCGUGUGUAAAAUCAUGUACUCACACACUCUUUCUUUGGGAGAAUGGACUAUCAGAUCAUGGACAACCCAAAGCAAUAAUAGGAUGAAUAAGAGUACUCAGAUAGAAUUAAGUCAACAUAAUCCAAGAAAUUAUUUGUUUAAAGAAGAUCGAGAUUUCCUCAUAGAAUUUCUCACUAGUUUAAACAAACUUCCCUCGCAUUAUUGCAGGAAGGAUACUGAUAAGCUUUAUUUAGAACAAAAUUUUCAAUCUUUUGCUCAACUUCACAGGGUCUACGAAAUUAAGUGCCAGGAGAAUGAAAAAAAACCUUUAUCUACUAAGACAUUAACAAAAAUGGCUGAAGAAAUGAAUCUAGCGCUAUUUCGUCCAAGGCAAGACCAAUGCGAUAUCUGUUUCAAAUACAAAAAUGGCAAUUUAUCUGAAAUGGACUACAGUGAACAUAUUAACAUGAAAAAUAGCGCCCGAAAGGAGAAAGAAGAAGAUAAAAAAAAAGGCCUUAGAAGGACAGUGCAAUGUUAUUAUAGACGAGCUACUUGUUACUGGUACGACGAGACUAACGCGGACGGUCAAGCAUCUACCUACGCAUCAUUUCUUGUAGACUACCUGGAAGAGAAUUUUCUGAACCCAAGUAAUCCAAUGAUUCCUAUCGUCAUUUACUCCGAUGGGUGUACUGCUCAGAAUCGCAAUUGUGUAAUAUCUAACGCUCUACUUCACGUGUCAGAAAAAUACAAAGUGUGUAUAACCCAAAAGUAUCUAGAAAAGGGUCACACUCAAAUGGAGGUUGACUCUGUUCACAGUGCUAUAGAGACCUCACUCAAAAAUAAAGAGAUUUACUUGCCCUGUGAUUACCUACGGGUUACUAAAGAAUCUCGUCAGAAGAAUCCUUACAUAGCCAAAAGCAUGGACUAUUCGUUUUUCAAAAAUUACGCUCAUAAGGAUUACUUGAAGUAUAGUUCAAUUCGGCCUAGCAGAACGGGUGGAGACAGCAAUGUUGUUGAUAUACGUGUACUUCAGUAUUACGAAGAUAAAAUUAGAUUCAAGCUGAACUUUGAAUCUGAAUUUAAAGAUUUACCAAUCAGACCAAAGAUCAUACAGUUAGGCAACGUCAUAUUUCCCCAACUUUUCAGGCAAAGGCUACCUAUUUCAAGCAUCAAAUACUCGCACCUGCAAGCGAUUAAGCAAGUGAUACCAAAAGACUGCUGGGGGUUUUAUGACUCCCUUCCUCACAAAUAG
Ceutorhynchus assimilis (cabbage seed weevil) is the source of this 2286-nucleotide messenger RNA. The record is from the annotation of a GenBank genome assembly. NCBI's taxonomy places the organism in Eukaryota, Metazoa, Arthropoda, Insecta, Coleoptera, Curculionidae.